UGUGGAUAGGAAAUGACUCAUAGGACUGGAGCUGUGCGUGCGCGUGCGUGUGCGUGUGCGUGUAGUCAGUGAGCGUGGGUGUGUGCUCUCUUGUGUUAAAAACACGCAGCACAGUGGUCCCGGUGGCUCACUCCUCUGAUGCUCACUUUUCGAUGCUUUUGUCCUUUAUCAAUUUUCUUUUUAAAUAUUCAUUUUAAUUAUUUAAAAAUUUUGGAGGGAUUUAUUGUGUAGUGAGGGUCACGUGAUGGACGCUCACGCGCUCUGCUGCGCCGUUUGUGGACUUUUCGUGGCGUUUGUCGUCCACGGUAUUAACGCACAAAAAAGUCAGUGCGGCAGCUUAGAAUUCUGGAACUCUGACCUGGAUGCUUGCAUGCAGUGUGCAUCGUGUAAGCAGUACCCUAAGACGCCGUCAUGCAACACAUGUAAAUCAGUGGAGGAGACGUCGGACGUGUGGAAGCUAGCGGCCAUCACCAGCUUCUCGGUGUUGGCCGUGGUCCUGGUGGGCGCGGCCCUCAUCAUCGGGGUCAUGGUGCAUCGACGCAAGUCACGCAAACUUCCUCUACGUGAGCCAAUAGAGGAAACAGCGGGGCCACUUUAUCAAGCUUAAACAUAUCACCUCUGGAAACACCCGUGACUCAAGCAAGAAGCGACUGAGGCUGAGAGGUCGACCCUCUGGACCGUGACCUGCGUUCUCUGACAAGUAUUUAAGUGUUGAGCAGGACCAAGCUCUCGCACAAUUUACAACUUUAAUCAAACUCUCAUGAUCCCCUUGGGACUGACGGACUGUUGGGAGCGCCGAGGUGUCUCCCUGCUGGGCCGCUACGGCAGGUGCCUCCCUGCCGGGCUGCUAGGUGGCGCUCAGCCUUCUUAAAGAAGUCGCUUCUCCGCAGAUGAAUGUAGCUAACAGGCAAGGACUCUGCUCACCGUUUGGCACAAGAAUGCGUUUGAAUGUAGCGCGUGUUCAGGACAAGUCAUUGGUGCACUGUGUCCUCAUGUCCUGACACCCUUCUUCUUCUGUCUUUGUUCAUCUUUAUAACACUAAUGACUCACCUCACCAUGACUGUAGGGCCACACUGACAAAGGGGAACCUAUAGAAAAUAGUGCGGAUUUGACCCAAAAUAACUGCAGUAUUUCAUAAAUUAAAAUCAUCAUUCAAAUGUUGCCGCCGCCAAAGAGAAUUGCUUAUAUAUACAGAAUAAAACUACAAUUUUUCAAGACAAAAGUUGGAAUAAUAGAAGAAAAAGCAGUAAUAAAAUUGUGCUUUUAAAAAUAUUACGUGGCCAUUUUUAUUUUUCAGUGUUACAAAAAUAACAUUUUAGUUUUGAAAUAAAGGACAAAAUAAUGCAGUUUGCAAUAGUAGUUAUGCAAUAAUUGAAAGUGUUUUUCCUCAAAACUAAAAAAAAAAAAGACAACUAUAGAAAUAAGUUUUAAAACAUUUAUUUAUAUAUAUAGUAUAUUUUUAUUUUCCUAAUUUUACAGAAAACAAUUGCUGUAUUGCAAGUAUAAAGUUGAGAUUUUUUAUAUUACAAUGAAGAACAGCAGCAAUACAAUUGUAUUUUUUUUUUAAAGAAAUGUUGCAAUGUUGAAAGUAUUACAACUUGUAAACUUGUACUACAAAGGGACUUUUUUUUUUUUAAAGCAAAAAGUACAACAUAAGAACACUUAAUGUUACCAUUGGUGGUUUAACAGAAUACAUUGUUUAAUAUUUGCGUUCAUAUUUUUUACAUUGACAAAUCAGAUUGAAAACCAAUUGCUUGUAGUUCCGAGAAAUGUGUUUGGUGUUGAGGCGUAUCCCUCACCGCUGUCUCGCCACAUGUACAACAUUUCUAAAUGAAGGGGGAAAAGUUGCAAUAUUUCAAGAAUAACAAAAACUAACUUCAGUAAAUAAAGUCAAGAUUUGGGACAAUACGAUAAAAAUAUGUUAUCGAUAUAAAGAACGGUAAAACCUUAAAGACACAAAUUGACAUGAAUAAAGUCAAUAUGAGGACAAAAAAGUGUAUUAUUGCCAAAAUAAUAUUAAAGAUACUCAAGUGAGUGAACGCUGAAAUGAAGAAUUAAGAAUGUAGCUGCUCUACCUAGUGGUGAAGUUGGGGAUUGCUACAUUUUGCCUCCUUUUGUUCUUGUCAGUAAGGGCUUGAUGCUCUUUUGUUGUCUUAAAAUCUGCACAAAAGGUUAUGGAAUUGACACUACAUUGUUAUAAAUAUUCUUAUGUGCAUUGUCAGCACAUUUCAAUGAAGGGACGGACUUCCAGUGAAGAUUCCAUUUUGUUACAGCCCAGCUCGUUGUGAUUUUGUACUAACGCCUUCUUCCUAACACUCUUUGUGUUGCCAUUUCUAAAUGUAUAUAAAGUACUGUACAUGCACUGGCUUGUUUGACCUACUAUUGCUUUUAGUACCAAAUGUAUUUUCACAAUAAAAGUGUCAACCAUG
Messenger RNA from Nerophis lumbriciformis (worm pipefish), 2429 nucleotides. RefSeq names its product tumor necrosis factor receptor superfamily member 12A. The record is from RefSeq and is a predicted model, not a curated record. Gene Ontology annotation, cellular component: plasma membrane. Gene Ontology annotation, molecular function: protein binding. Lineage: Eukaryota; Metazoa; Chordata; Actinopteri; Syngnathiformes; Syngnathidae. Gene Ontology annotation, biological process: positive regulation of extrinsic apoptotic signaling pathway.